Molecule: messenger RNA, 1575 nt
Organism: Zasmidium cellare ATCC 36951
Lineage: Eukaryota; Fungi; Ascomycota; Dothideomycetes; Mycosphaerellales; Mycosphaerellaceae
Exons: 3
Coding region: 1-1575 (524 amino acids)
Source: RefSeq, a predicted model, not a curated record
AUGAAGACCGGUACGCCGUCUCCUGGCGGCCCGCCGCCGACGUCGCUCUCGACAGCGACAUGCGCUUUCCAGGACGCCCUUGAGCUCCUUUGCAACCAACAACCUGCUGGAGGUCAUCUCGAAGCGUGGCUCAAAGACAAAUAUACCCAAGCUGAUGUCGAGAAGUCAAUUGAGGAAGCAAAAUGUCUGUACGAAGCCCGCUCCAACAGCAAGGCCCGAACAUGGCUGGGCAAGCUCUCCAGUGGCAUCCUAAGCUAUGGCAAGGUGAUGGACAUGCUAGCCCAACAUCAUCCCGAAUAUGUCUCCCUGGCUUGGGGAACUACUAAGCUCUUGUUCAUUCUCUUCCAACACCAUGACGAACUAGUCACCGAACUGGCGAAAUCAAUGGCCGAGAUAUCGGAUAUGCUGCCUCGCACGAACCAGUACCUCGCCAUAUACAACAGCCCUGUACUCCUGAAAAAAGCAGAGACAUUGUUCGGCCUUAUAAUUCAGCACUUCCAUGCUAUGAUCAAGUUCUAUCGAGAAGGCCGACUGAAGCACGCAUGGAAGGCCUUUAUUCACCCUUACAGCCUUCGCUUCAAAGCUCUCAAGGACGAGAUCGAUCAGUGCUCGCGAUCGAUUGAUCUUUGUGCGUUGGCGUCGCUUCACGUGAAUGUUCACGCCAUUGGCAAGGACCAGAUAGGACUCAAUGACAAAGUCGAUCUGAUCGACGAGAAGCUCAGUCUUCUGAUGUCGAGAAUCUUACAGAUACAGAAUGACACUGCUCUGCUCCCGUCAAUGAGCAUCUCCCAGAACCGGCUCGAAAUGUCCGACAUGAUGGCCAUGACAUCCGCCUCACAACUCAGUCCGCCAACAGAAGUCCUGCGACAUCGCCUUUCUUUCUCCCGACGAAACAUGGCACGUUAUAAGAUAGGUCUCAAGACUAUAUGGUCUGCCCCCGCCCUAAGAGCCUGGAGCACAUCACCAAAUUCCAGGGCGAUCAUGGUCCAAGGCUCCUGGUUUUCCCGAAACGAGACCAACGCGAUGGGAACGCAUAUGACUGAAUUCGUGCGCCAAUCAGACUGCACUUGUCUAUGGGCCUUGCAACACAUGACGGAGUCCAAGAAGACCAAGGGGACCUGGACGCAGGUCUUGAAGUACCUCGCCAUGCAAGCUCUGCAGCGCAAUAGCGAUGCUAUCUCGAAGAGCCUGAACAACGACUUCAACUCACUGGUCGUUGCGAGCGCAGUCAGCGACCAGCAAUGGGAAGCGAUCCUGCUUCGAGCUUUGAGCGGAUCCGGUGCUGCUUAUUUGGUGAUCGACCUCGCGGUACUGGAAGCUUUAGAGUUGACCGAGUUGGAGGCCAUAUUGCAGAGUGUCGUCCGCUUGACGUCGGCCAGCAGCAACGAACCCGGCAGUAGCACCGUCAAAAUCGCUAUUCUGGGAUCUGCAAGGAUGAAUACUGCUUCCUUAACCGGGUUUCAUAGACUGGAGAUGGAUCGCUUUCUUCGGCGUGGACGAAACGUCGGACAAGGCCGGCAUACGAAUGCUGCCAAAGGUCGGGUCCCGUUGAAAUUCCAUGUCUCCAAAACUUAA